UGCGGCUUUUCUGAAUGUGUUCGUUACAAUCAAGGGUUCAGGAUAUUUUUAGUCGUAUGGUUCACCCGCAGUGAUUUAACUCGACACCUUUGUCAAAAUAGGUAGACUGUCAUCGCAUACAUCUAUAUAGUUACCUGCGAAUUUGGAUGGUCAAGGACCGAUUACCCGAGCUUGAAGCUCGAAUAAAGGGAAAAAAUGAUAAACAAAUUAAAAAGGAUGAAAACUUUAACUUAUCUCAGUUCAAUGCUAAACUUUUCAAUCAAGUAAAUGAACUGCACACGGAUAUUGAACUUUUGGAGAAUGAUGUCAAUACAAUCGACAGACUUCAGAAGGAUAUACUAGCCACUCCGCAAAGAGACUCAGAAUUGGACAAUCAGCUUAAUGCAGCUACUAAUUCCAUUAGAGACAGAGCACAUAAAAUCAGAAGUUCUUUAAAAGAAUUAGAACUAGAGGAGGAUGACAAACUUUUGUCAGGAACGACUGGUAAAUGUCGUCUAAAGUGCUCUCAGCAUGCUGCUAUUUCUCGACAAUUCGUUCACAUUAUGAACAGAUAUAGUCAAAUCCAAGUCGACUAUCGAGACAAGUGUAAAGCUCGAAUUCGAACUAAGCUCAAUCUUGCUAAUGUGACAUUUUCUGAAGAUGAGGUUGAAAAGAUGUUAGAGAAAAACCAUCCUGGGAUUUUCACGCAGGCAAUCAUGGCAGAAACAGAAGCUGCAAAGCGAUCAUUAUCGGAAAUAGAAGCUCGACAUGCAGAUAUUAUUCGUUUAGAAAAAAGUAUUCAAGAGAUGAGGGAGUUAUUUUUCAAUGUGGCGCUUCUCGUUGAACAGCAGGGUGAUUUAAUCGAUCAGGUGGAAUACAAUUUGAGUAAGGCUACUGAUUGUGUUGUAAGUUCCAAGCGAACACUUUCUGCAGCUGUGCUUAGAAAGAGAAAGAAUCGUCGGGUAAGUGAAUUAUUUCAGUUAUCGUCACUUUUUGCCAUUGUAUACCUGUAACUGGUAAGUAUGUCACUAUUUACCAUUCUCUUGAAAAUAUUCGUACAGGAUUUCAGUAACACACAAGUGUUCCCAUUAGCGCCAAAUGUAUAAAUUGGAACUUCUUAUUGUCAGGAUUCUCAGACUAAGAUAAAAUUAGGCAAAAGAAAACCUAAAACUUGAGAUCACUACGUUGCACGCUUAAUAUUUCAUCUGAUCAACGUACUUGUGUUUAGCCCUCAUUCUAGCUGCGUUCUCAUGCUUCACUUGAUAUUAUUUCUCAUCUCUUUCUUUCGAGAAGAUAAUCUUAUGUGCUAGACCACUAACCACAUAUGAUAUAUGAUAGCUUAUGAUGUCCAAGUUGAAAUAGAUGGCAGAGGUUAAUAAGCAACCGAUUAAUAAGACAAGUUUGGUUUGCUACAAAGUAGUUUUUCCUUUGCAAAACCUAAUUUUCUUGGUUAUUCCUGUGUAUGUUUUAUGUUCACAUUACCUUCUGUGAUGUGGCAGGUUGAACCACUUCUCAGUAAUGUUUGUCUCUGCGUUGAUAUUAUUAUUCCUCUCACUCUUGCAAAUCGAAUGUUAUUUGGACUGUUAAAAGGUACAAUAAGUUAUGCAGUACAGUUGAAUUUUCAGCCUACUCAACUUGCCUUGUGAUUCCUUUUGUUAGUUUUUCAUGUGCCUGUUAUCAAAUGUCUUGGAAUAUUUUUAAUUGGAGGCAUUUCAAUACAUUUAACAGUGCUUAGCAUUUUGAAAUUUUGAGUAUAAUUUUUACUAAUCAGAAAAGCAGUAACAACUACCGUAACUAUUCUAACUAUAUUUGCCUAUCGUCAUCUUUAUUCUCAGAGACAAGUAUUCUGUAAAGCUAUAAUUUCGCCACUGUCAAUAAACUGAUCUCUUGAACUUCAGGCACAGAAAUUUGCAAUGUACGAUUGGGUCCUUGUAACAGUCCUCGCUGUACAAUUAAAGGUUUCAUGUAUCACGUCAGUAGCGCUUAGCUAAUUAUCUGA
This is a messenger RNA of Trichobilharzia szidati, 1978 nucleotides long. NCBI's taxonomy places the organism in Eukaryota, Metazoa, Platyhelminthes, Trematoda, Strigeidida, Schistosomatidae. The record is from the annotation of a GenBank genome assembly.